AGCAAUACAAAACAGAUGACAGCUCAUCUCUUUUUGGACUCUCUUCCUGUAAAUGAAUGAGAGCAAUACAAAACAGAUGACAGCUCAUCUCUUUUUGGACUCUCUUCCUGUAAAUGAAUUUUAAUAUUUUAGGUCUCUUUUCUCUCAUAAUCAUCUGUCAUUAAUUACAGAGACCUAGUUUGAAGAAAAAUUAUGCCCUGAGCGGCUCUGUACUGAGAAAAAUUAUGGCGGAUGAGGGCGAUAAGACUGUAAGACGAGUGUGUGUGACUGGAGCAGCGGAAUAAAUAAUAUUUUAGGUGCAGUUUACCUCACAAUCUUCUUUCAUUCAUUACAGGGGACAUAUUUGAAGAAAUAUUAUGCCCUAAGCAGCCCUGUCCUAAGUUCUCCAUUGACUGCAUGGCGGAAAAGGGUGAGCAUACUAUAAAACGAGUCUGUGUGACUGGAGCAGCGGGAUACAUCGGAUCAUGGCUGGUAAAGAAUCUUCUGGAGAGGGGUUAUACAGUGAACGCCACUCUCAGAGAUCCAGGAGACGAGAGGAAAUCUCGGCCUUUGUUAGAUUUGGCAGGGGCACAGGAGAGGCUUAAGCUCCUCCAAGCUGAUCUGCUGAAAGAGGGAAGCUUUGAUGCUGCAGUGGAGGGUUGCGAGGGAGUUUUUCAUGUAGCCGGUCCUAUGGGUGGAGCCUCAGCUGAUGAUUACAUUGUGCCUGCUGUAAAUGGUGUACUUAAUGUGAUGAAAGCAUGCACAAGAGCUAGAUCUGUUAGGAGAGUGGUUUUCACUUCAUCUGCCUCUGCUACUUGUCCAUUGGAUGAUAAGGGGGAGUUAGCUCAUUCAUGCAUUGAUGAGUCAUGUUGGAGUCCUCUGAAUUUCCUUAAAUCUCAAACAAAUUCUACAGCUUGGUAUAUGACUGCAAAGACAUUAGCAGAACAGGAAGCCCUUAAUUAUGGUGCCCAAUACAAUCUUGAGGUGAUAACAGUGCAACCAACUUUUGUCAUUGGACCUUGGUUUACAAACACACAUGACUUGACAUCUUUCCAAGUAAUAUCUGGUCUAAUUGGAGUAAAUGAUGCAUACUAUGAAGUAGUGAAGUAUAUCCAAUCUGUAUUUGGCUCCAUAGGAAUAGUUCAUAUUGAGGAUGUAUCCAAUGCCCAUAUAUUUUUGAUGGAGCAUCCUAGUGCACAAGGCCGCCAUGUUUGUCUUGUUGAUUUUGCAACCAUCAAAUCUAUUAAAGAUUUUCUUGCUAAACAAUUAAAGACUUCACUUAAGUUUCAUGAGGAGGACUCUCAUAACAAAUAUGUGCCAUACUCUUCCAAAAAGUUAUUGGAUAUGGGCUUCUCUUACAAGUAUAGUUUGGAACAAGCUUUUGAAGAUGGUAUAGAAUGUGCCAAAAAAUACAAUCUUUUGAAUUUAUAAUCCAAAGCUUAGACCUUUGGCCAAAUUAGAUUUACUUUAACUACAAACUUCUAUUUCAUAUAAUUAUCCUAAUAAACCUAUCAUCAAAUUUUAUAAGCUUUGAAUGUUGUAAUUCUAUUGGUUCUUGGUUCAAAAAAAUAAAAUUCUACUAAUAUAUUUAUGUGGCAUUUCUAUUAAUUUUAUAAACAAAAA
Cryptomeria japonica (Japanese cedar) is the source of this 1602-nucleotide messenger RNA. RefSeq names its product putative anthocyanidin reductase. NCBI's taxonomy places the organism in Eukaryota, Viridiplantae, Streptophyta, Pinopsida, Cupressales, Cupressaceae. The transcript is spliced from 5 exons. Gene Ontology annotation, molecular function: oxidoreductase activity, acting on the CH-OH group of donors, NAD or NADP as acceptor. The record is from RefSeq and is a predicted model, not a curated record. Bases 397 to 1410 code for a protein of 337 amino acids.